CCUGGGUUUUAAUGUUUACAUGAAUGUCAUCAGUAGUUUAGUAUCUGUCAUCAACUAUUUGUUAUGUUUUUUCAAACCCACAAUGUUAAUUUACUAAAUUAAAUUUAAAUUGACGAGCUAUGGACAUUGCCAAAGAGAUCAAAGAAAGAGUAACGAAAGCAGCGUCGGAGGGCCUAAGUCAAAUAGCCUGUGGUUCCGUACCGAAAUCAUCACGAACUCGUAGUUUCUCAUCGCAAAUUAGUGACAUAAGUCAUUCAACUUCCGUGAACAGCUUCAAUGACUUUGUUCAACUCUCCACACACAGCUCGAUAAGUGCUCCUGUGAUACCUGUCAUCGAUCAGGAAAAAGUUGUCGUCAAAGAGUUGUUGUAUUGCUUGAUCGGUGUCGGUGGCAGUUAUAUUGUGCCAGUUGAAUGUACGGUCGAUGGCAUUGCAACGAUUAAAUUCAACAUUUCAGAUAAGAUACAAACGUCGCUGAGGGACAUCUUACAGGAAAUACUUCCACUAGCUGGCUACUAUUAUGUCGUUCAUAAAAGUGUUUGUGUUACUAGUUCCACAGACAGUGGACUGGUGAUGAAUGCUUUCAGUGCGUCCCUACGUUCCCUGAUUAACGAUUAUUACCUCUCCUUGGUGCAACUGGAAUCAGAAUACCGUGAACGAUCAUUGAGCCUACAAAAGUUACUGUACUUUGUCCGUCCAACCAUGCAUAUAUUUGAGAUUCUAGCUGGAAUUGCCGGUCAACUCGACAAAUACGAUGACCUCAACGGUGCGAACUUAUUGACAUUCCUUUACGAGAAGAUCACUUCACUGACGGGUGACCUAAAUUCACAACGCAUUAUCAUCCAUCUGACAAAAAUGACAGCGGCUCCGUAUAUCGAGAAGCUUCGAUUGUGGAUGCUCAAAGGGGUAAUAAUCGAUUCUCAGGACGAAUUUAUGGUCAAAGACAAUGAAAUACUGCACAGGGACGGUGCCGAUUUGAAUCACUACUCGGCCGAAUAUUGGGAGAAACGCUACAUAUUGCGCCGAGACAAAACGCCCAAAUUUCUGGAACCAUUGUCUGAUUGUAUACUGCGCACGGGGAAGUAUCUGAAUGUGAUUCGGCAAUGCGUUGACCAUACAAAUGCAUGUGACAAUGAGCUCAUUUUCUCGCCGGACAAUCUGACGACACUCACUCAUUUCGUACAAAAUGCGUACAAAGUGGCAUCGGAAACGUUGCUCAAAGUAUUAGUCAAAGACAACGACCUAAUGGGACAUUUAUUGUCAAUCAAAAAGUAUUUGCUGUUGGAAGCUGGUGAUUUUAUCAAUCAGUUCAUGGACGCAAGUGAUCGAGAAUUGGCGAAAAAUGUGGACAAAAUCUUGCCAAUGAAAUUGGAUAAUUUGCUGGGUUUGACGCUACGAGUUGCAUCGACCAAGUUUGAUGAAUACAAAGACGAUUUACAUUGUCAACUGUUUCCGUUCGAGUUAGUUAAACAAAUGGAAAAAAUUCAUCUGGCUGGUUGUACGUAUGAUGAUUACUGGCAUGGUGACAAAAUUAAUUUGACCGGGCUGGAGUGCUUCUCAUUCCGGUAUGAUGUGAAGUGGCCCAUUUCGUUGAUCCUGAAUCAUUACGCCAUCAUACAGUAUCAAAUGCUGUUCCGGCAGCUGUUCUACUGCAAACACGUUGAACGACAACUGUGCAAAUUAUGGAAAGACAACAACAAUACGAAGAAAUUUUCACCUGAAACUGCAGAGUUGUACCGAUCGGCUUUCAUACUUAGACAGAGGAUGAUGAGUGCUAUUCAAAACAUAGAAUACUACAUGAUGAUCGAAGUGAUUGAACCGGCCUGGUUGGAAUUUGUCGCUAAAAUUGGUAAAGUGAGUGACGUGGACGAUGUUCUGUUGAUACACCAAGACUUCCUGGAAGUGUGCCUACACAAUUGCAUGCUGAAAAGUCCAGAUCUGUUGCGAUCGGUGGUCAAACUGUGCAACAUUUGUUUGAAUUUCUGCAAAUUUAUGCAGCGGGCACAGCUUUACUUUAUUGAUGCCGAAUUAACCUCGAUGGUUCAGUCAGAUGACUCAAAUGAUUCGGAUUCGGAUGCCGAACCGUUGAGUCAUAUGCAGCAGAGCGAAUCAUCGUUGGCACCCACCGAAACAUUUUCCGAACGAAUCAAACGAUUCGAUUUGGAAUUUACAUUUCAGCUGAUUGGACUGAUGAAGAAGAUCAAUGACUCUGCUUUUGAUACCCACUCAAGUAAACUGGUCAACUUAGUGCAUAGAAUUAACUUCAACUCAUUCUACAAACAACAGUUGGAGCAGAUAUCAUGCACAAAUGAUAUCAAGAUUUCAUUGUAGGUUGUAUAUAUAACAUGUAGCUCAGUGUGUUCAGUGUAAAUUUAGUUAUAAGUCAACGCGAACAUUAUAUAGAUCUCACUCACAAUGAA
This is a messenger RNA of Bradysia coprophila, 2419 nucleotides long. It is a transcript of the gene Grip84, whose product is annotated as Gamma-tubulin ring protein 84. The record is from RefSeq and is a predicted model, not a curated record. Gene Ontology annotation, molecular function: gamma-tubulin binding; microtubule minus-end binding. Lineage: Eukaryota; Metazoa; Arthropoda; Insecta; Diptera; Sciaridae. Gene Ontology annotation, biological process: mitotic cell cycle; meiotic cell cycle; microtubule nucleation. Gene Ontology annotation, cellular component: spindle pole; gamma-tubulin complex; microtubule organizing center.